This is a messenger RNA of Bemisia tabaci, 8828 nucleotides long. RefSeq lists its product as uncharacterized. Lineage: Eukaryota; Metazoa; Arthropoda; Insecta; Hemiptera; Aleyrodidae. The record is from RefSeq and is a predicted model, not a curated record. Gene Ontology annotation, molecular function: chromatin binding. Gene Ontology annotation, cellular component: nucleus; chromocenter.
UGUAAAUUCAACAAUCCAUCAAAUUUCAUUAUAUUCUUUGCCAACAUGGCUGAAAUUCAGAAUGAUGUAAAAUUUUUAAAAGGGUCUAAAGUGUUAGUGAAAGUUGAUGAGGCUCUCAAGGAUAUGUUAGUUGUUACCUACAAUCAUGAAAGCAGAAUUUACCAAGGAGUUCUUAUGGAUACAACUAAUAGACAAUUCCCAUGUGGUGUGAAUGCAUCGACCAGUUUUUUUGCUCCAUUGACAGCAAAACAAGAGGAAGAAAGUGAGAAGCUUUAUUCUGUUAGCCAGAGAUGUACUUAUCUUCAAGAGAAAUCAGCCCUAGCCAAAAACUUACUGCCCAUAAAUGGUUUCAGCAGGAGUAAAGGUGCAACACGAGGCAAAACAAGAAUGACAGUUAGAUUACGACCACGACAAGUGUUAUGUUCAAAAUGCCGCGGAAUUUGCAAUGAGAAUUCUGAAAAUGUUGACCACUCAAAGUCGCACAAACCUCAACCAGUAGCUGAUCGACGUUUGUCUUCCCCCGAAGAAAAGAGUCCAAGAUCCCUUUUUGCUGAAAGCCAACAGGAUAAUCAGCCAAAAAGUGAAAAUUCCAAACCUCUGUUGCCGUUACUCAUUCCAAAAGUUUCGAGAGUUAAGUCAAGUGAUAUUUCAAAUAUGAUGAACUGUACAAAAUUAGCUAAUAAAAUCAAACCUGUAGUCAAUGGAAAAAUCUGGAUGAGGCCUCAAGGGGUUCCUGUAACAGAACCAGAUGAAACAAUGGAAGAUGCAGAAACAGUCUGUGUCAUGGGAGUUGAGGGCGGUGAAAACUCUGAAUCAAUUGACAAUAAAAUGGUGUUACGGAAGAAACGGAGUGUCGGGUCUAUGGAAGACCUAUGGGAUGAAAGUGUUUUUGAAGAUGCACUUUGCAAAACACGCACAACUCCGGUCAUCAAAAUAUCAUUUGGAACAGAAGGAGAGGGUACUGUCGUUAAGAUUCCUUCAAAAGUAAAUUAUGAACCGAGUGAGAGUGAACCAGAAGUCGAUAUUGAAGCACACUCUAGUUUAGGAUUUCAAGAAAGCAAUGAAGCACAGUCCAUUGCUGUAGUAGAAAGUGCAAACUGUGAGAAGACUGUCACGAGGGCAGCCAAGCGCGCUUUAAAAAAAGCUAAAAAAGAAGCAAAAAGGAAAAUGUUGGUCAGUUCUCCAUCUGGACGAUCACCUACAUAUGAAGCUCUCUAUUACCGGAGACAUCGACACAAAGUUAAACACAAGAAGCGAAGGAAGGAAGAUCGCCCAGAGACCUAUAGUGCAAUGAAGGAGCGUUGCCUUCAUCAAAAGCUCUCCAUUCAUUUGAAGCGGUUGAAUGCUAACGCAUAUACAACACGCAAUGAGCUAAGUUCGAGUCCUAAUAGUCAUUCAUCCGAAGAGCCUGAUCCGGAAUUUCCUCCAAUUGAAGGCCAGCUUAAAAAUUUAGAAAAUACAGUUUCAUCCUGUACAACUGUGGAAGGCUGUCAGUUAACUGUAGGUGAUAUUAUUUGGGGCAAAAUCCAUGGAUUUCCUUGGUGGCCAGGCAAGGUUCUAAGUAUUACAAAAUCCACGCCAGAUGCAAGUGAUGCUCAAGCAUACAUUGCAUGGUUUGGUUCCUCAACUACGUCUGUGAUGUCCUGUGAUCAACUCGCACCUUUCCUAGAAACAUACAAGUCGAGGUAUAAUAAGAAGAAAAAAUCCCGAAAAUAUAAAGAAGCCAUUCGUCAAGCUACUAGUGAAGCAACAGCAUUGAUAAGUCAAAAUAUUGAAAGCAUUAGGCCUGCGGAUUCUAAUUCAAUGGAGGCGUGUUCUUGGACGUAAUAUCUCAGGCUGAGUUUUCCUCUCGGAAACAAAGUCUCCGUUAGUUGUUUUGUUACCUGUUUUAGUUUUUCCAACUCAUUUCCUUCGGUCUUACCCACAAUUCUGGCAAUGUGUUAUGAUAUUGCUCAAGUACAUCAAGUAGGUACAUGUGUUUGACAGGUACCUAUGAAUUAACCAUGAAUAAUUUUGAAUUAUCCAGCUUGGAAUUGUUUUUGGAAUGCUUGGAAUCAAAAUGUUUUAAAUUAAAGGAGAUUAUAGUUCUGAAAUGUUGUUAGCAAGUGCUACAGCUAAGUUCUUUUCCAAUUUUUCUACAAAGAUUUGGAUUAAUCUUUUGAAUUGUUUGCUUGUUAACUAGAAAUGAUUCCCUUUUUUCUGUAUAGGUGCUUGUGUCCAUAUGAAAUUAAGAAAUUUUGGAAAUCAUGACUAUUGAUAUAAGAGAUGCCCAAUGUCUAACAGCAUGCUCGGAUUUUGAGGCAAUUUUUCCAGUCUUUUUAAUUUAAAGAUUUUUAAAAUUAGUGACAGUUAAGCUCUAAGAGAGUUAGGUUCUUUCAAUAUGUAUAUUUGAUCAGAGAACAUUUUUUAUCCAAUAGUUGAGCUUCAAAUGUAAAAAGUUUUGCAGCCCUAUUGACUCAACAGAACUUACAAUAAUUUUGCAAGAGGUCAAAAUUAGGCCAACAAGGUUCAUAGCUUCAUAGCUAAAGCCUUUAGCAUGACUCUUUUUGGUUUUGGAGAGUUCUUCUCUCAUUCCAAGUAGCUUUCUCCUUAAAUAUGUUAUCGGUAACAGUAGCAUAUGUUGACACUCACAAUUUUCAUAACCUGUGAAUCAAUCUUUUUUUAGGUUUUCCCCUUUUUUGUGAUGAUGUUUGAACUCAAAGGCAAUACUCUGUCUCAUGUCCCUAGAAAAUUGCUUUUUUACGCAUAUGUAAGUGACUGAGUUAGAACGAGUACUACCUACUACUCUUGUGUAGCUCUUUUCAACGGACAGAUGGGCAUCUUUUCUUACAGGGAUUGAUAAAAAAAAUUUGUUCAAACUCUUUUCUUGGAUUUAAUUGAUGUCUACAAAUAAUGUUCAUCAUAGACGAAGUUGUCUUUGGCAGUUUCUCAUCAUAGAGAAAAUACAGAAGGUGGCGGCGAGGCAGUCACCUUCGAAAGUCGCGUCUCAGAAAUGUACAUUAACCUAUCAGUUAAUGAAAAUGAGGCUACAGCUGUUUUGUAUACACUGCUUCAUACCAACGUGACUAGAGCAAAGAUGGAAAUUUUUUUACAUUUGUGGGAUGCAUUCAGAAGGUCCUCGCAACGUCUGAAAACAGUGAUUUUUGUUUUUGAAAUUUUUCAACACCCCUUCUCCCCUCAACCCUCAUCUCCCACUCUUUCUACAGUUCAGUCUUCAACAUACUUAUGUAUCCUGAUUAUUUGUGAUACAUUGAUACUCGAGCUCCAUUGCAAGAAAAAUCUCCUGGGAGUUCCAGCAAUGGAAGUACAUAUUUAAGUAAAAUAUAUUAUCCAGAAAAGGAUUAGUCACGUGGUCUCCCAAGCCUAAAAUAUUCCCACGGUGCAGAUGUUUUCAUUUGGUCUGGAUGUUAGGUUUGGGCUAAAUUUCUCUUGUGCCCCCAUUUUGUGUAUAGCACCUUAUUACGAUAGAUUCACUGCUGUAUCAGCAGGAAGAUCAUUUGAAAUGCCUCCGGACUUCCAAGGCUUUAAUAUUAUUAAUUCAAAAGAAAAUUAAUCAAUUUCAAUUUUUGUGAAAUUUAUUCUUUGAAAUUUUGUAUUUUCUUGCUGUGAGAAAGAGAUGUAAAUCCCUCCACUUGCCACCACCCUCUGUAUUUUCUCCAAGGUCACCUAUUUGCCGAAGAAUUUUGUGAUUGUAUCCCUAAAAAAUUACAACCGUUGUGCUAUGCUCAAUUUUGCUUAAAGAACAAAAGAAACGCUCUUUUGUGAAGAACUGUCCACUUAAAAUUUUACACCAUGGCACAUAAAACCAAUAUUUUCCGUGUCUUUAUUUUUUAAUAAAUCAUUUUUGUUUUAUCAGUGCAAUCGCUCUGUGCUCUGCAAAAACUAAAUGUUUAACGAAACUUGAAUUUUUCACAUUUUUACUUAAGUAUUGCUGCCAACAACUAAACGAGUCGUACCUCCAUUUCAUUGUUUUAUCUUGUGUUAUGCAACUAAUUGGUUUUGUACUCGACAGAAAAGAAAAAUUUAGUCUGAUGCUUUCAAAGCUGUGACAAAUUUUUUUUGUUAUUUUAUGCUCUCUUUCUUUGUUAAUUUAAAAGAAAGAAAAAAUUCAUUUUGUUGUAUGAUUUUUCCAGGGUUUCAUGCAUUUGUUUCCAAUGAAUCUGGAAACACUUCUCAUAAGUUAGCACUCCUCUCAUUGUUUCUUGCAAUUUACCAAGUUUCUUAGAUCUUAAAACUUUUUGUAGGUGAAAUGUGACAUCAUCAGACCAAAAACUGUAUUAUGUUUGUAAAAUUAGUUUUCCGCUGAACUAUUCUUUUAAGUUUGUUUUUGUUUUUUACUUUUAGAGAAUCUACCGCGUUUAAUAGUGAACAAAACUCUGAAUGAUGAAAUUUUUAAACAUUUUAGACCAAUUUAAUGUAUCUUCAUUUUGUGAUGCUGCUGUUGUGUUAAUUUUUAUUGUAUUUUUGUCUUCACUGUCCAAUAAUUGUAAUGUCUUAAUAGUUCUCCUGUAUGAUUUAAUGUAUAAAGCAUUUUGUAAAUUCUGAAAAUUGGACAUGGUGAAGAAAAUUGGAAAAAAAGAAUAUCAGAUCUACUUACGUCAAGUAGUGUUUCUUUACCGUUUAAGAGGUUUAUUAGCAGUUGAAGAAAUUAUACUCUUUUCUGCUCCUCUGAAAUAGUGGUGUUUAUCAAGGUACUGAAUUUUAAUGCGUAAAGUAAACCUCAGCAAUUCAGCAUUCCUCACUGUGGCCGAACAACAUUAAUUCUGCAUCUUUCUCGAAUACACAUAUGAUUCACACUAAAUUUGUGUAAAAGAGCGCUGUAGAAGAAGAACUUUCUUUAUGGUGGGUGUGUUUUAACCCAAUGUUACAGACUUAAUGCACCAUGAUUUUUUCCUGCAAUUUUCACUGUAAGCCUGUUUUUUCCAUUUUGUGGGUCCCCACUUCUAGAGAAGUGCUCAGUUACUGCUGUUCUUCAUAAGUGAGCACUGUAAUCAGGCGCUUGAGUUGAAGUGCGGAUUGUAGAAAGGGCAAUUCUUGCUUGCGGUGUCUCAGAAAUUCCGUUAACGCUUCAUCCAUUAUGAUCAAGGCAAAUGUAUGUAAUUUGUUGAUAAUUUUACUGAACAUUCUCUGUGAUUUUACAAUGCUUUAAAUGAAAAUUGUUAGAGAGCCCUCCCAAUAGUCUCUGAAAUAUGUAUAAAUCAACUUUGGAGAUUCUAAGUGCCCUUUCUGCACCCAACGCCUCAAUUAUUCUUUCAGUGCUGGACUUGUCCGUUAAAAGCAGUUUUCAUUGUUGAUUUUAAAAUAAAUUAGAAGUCUUGAAAAUAAUUCUAUAAUUGAAUAUUCUAGGAGUCAUCCAUGAUUCAUCUUUUGGGAAUCAUUGAUUGAGCCUUGUUGACAAUUCUUAAUUUCCUCAAUGCUUUUCUGAAAUUUCUUUCUUUUUGUUGUAGUAAUUUAAAAAUUGUAUCAUGGAGAUGAAAUAUCCCUUGAAGUUUCAAAACUCUUAAGUAUUGACUACCAAGUAGCUAUAACUGUCAAUCAGCUAUAAAACAGCUCUAGUUGUCUAUGAAAAAGCAUUAUUGAUCGGUGCGGCCACUUUUAGAAUGAGUCUUUGACUUCGAGCUAGAAGUCAAAUUUUCAGUUCCUAUGUCCUAAAGAGGGAUACUUGAAACAAAUUUUCAAGAAAUGAAAUUACUUUUAAAAUAAACUUUCGAGUUAUGUUAUUCUACGUAAUUUCUACCGCAUGGAAAAAGUCUCCAUUAUUAUUCACAAGCUUGCAAAGCUGUCAAUCAUACAAAAGGUGGAAAUAAUUUCACCUCUUAUCUCAUAAAACUGAAAGCAUUUAGAACUAGGUGCUGCCUCUCUUGUAACCUAGUUUCAAAGGAUAACCCAUUAGACCAGCGGGCUGAUAAUUGAAAUUGAUAGACAAAGAAGAUAUUGGGGGUAUGGAGCGAUCCUGUUCGUUGAAAUGUAUGGUUUUUAUAGACUAAAGGAGAAGAUGCUUGACUAACUGUCAGGUUUCUCAUGGGUUGCCGGUAGUUGUUCUAUUACCUACUGCUUUUAUGUCCAUUGCAACCUCCAACUUCCACCAAUAGGUUCCCUCCAUAUCCCUUUUGUCAUCUUUGUCUAUCAAUUUCAAUAAAUAGCCCGCAGGUCACAUCAGUUCUGUUGGCGUUGAUAUUGUUGACACUCCUAGUAGCACAGCCCUUGAGAGAACUCAUGAAGAAAAUUUAAAACAGGUGAUUUUUUUGAGUCAGAAAAUUGUGUGUAAAAGAGGUUGCAACAAUUUGAAUUCAAGAAUUUUAAGUGAAAAAUUCGUCAGUAAUAUGAUACAAAAAAUCUACAGUAAGCUAAAUUUUUAUGUUUUUUCCUGGAAAAAAAUGUACAUGGUAUUUUCUUGUUAGUCUAUUUCAUCAUUUUUUAUGAAAUCUUUUUUUCAAAAAAAGUUUUAUUGUGUGCUACUAGGGAUGUUUCAUAUUUUUGUUCCUUAGAGUUUUAGGUUGGCUGUAGAAACUUAUUCCUUUUUUCUUUCAGGAAUUGCUUUGCAAUUAUUCUGUUCACACCACCUCCUUAGUUUCAAAAAUCCUAUAGCCAAGAUGCAAUGAACUUCUAUGGACAACUGAGAGUAAUUUUGAGCAUGUAAAGGUUUUAAUUGACCUCUUGCCCCCAGCUGGAUUUGCCUUGUUACCAAAUGUCUUUCUCAAAAAAAUUGGGAGAUCACAUAAACGAAGUUGUAAUGUAGCUUUCAAUCUCACAAGAAGCCCCUAUUUAACGACUAUAUCGGUACUUAAAGUUACGAAAAUUUUCUUUGAGGCUUAUAGAAGGUUGUCAAUUGCUAUACUCUGAUUCAAAAAACUCUUGAGUCCAUGUUUAUGAAUGAUGAACUUCUUUUAUUUAUGUGGAAUAAAUGAAAAUCUGAAUGUUGCAAGCAUGUUUGGCCUGACAUACUUUCACAGUAAACUCUACGCCAUGUAGAAAGCAGCAGAACGUCUGCCAUUUUUGUUCAAGCAUUGAGAGGAAGUACAAGGAUCAAGAUUGUAGGUCCUCUGUCACACUUCCUGAGUGGGUGAGGACUCGGACUUGUGGUGCCAAUCCACUAAUAAAAAAUUUUCAUGGAGAUGGUUGCCAACCUUUGGUUCUAAUGGCAGGCCUUCUCUCCUGUCAUCAUUUCAAUCAGAAAAUUUUUGUGUACAACUGAUUUUCCAUAAUGUUGUUAGCAGAUAGUAUGAACAAGUUGACAAGUGCUAAAGUCAACUUCUCUCUCAACAAGAAGUCUUGCAGUCACUGUUGAUGUCGGCUUCCUCUCUUACAUUAUUAACUUAGAAGUAGAUCUUUGACCUGGCCAGGACAGUUUUCCCCUCCGAAUUUUAUCAAAGAUGGCACUUCGAAAUAAUUGAGAAUCCUUGCUGUAUAAAAGAGUUCUUUUUCUGGCUAUCGUAAAAAUCAAUAAUGUAGACGGAGAGUGUAGCCCCAGAUUUUGUCCCAAAUUCAAUGUUAGAGGAAUUUAAGUAUUAUUUCAGUUAAAUGGGAUUCUAAAACUGUGACAUUCUGUGAAAUAAUACAACCUGAUAGAUAACAGACGGCUGAGUUGCCAAGUAAAAUGAAUUUUUCAGUAUGUCAAGGGGUCGGGGGUUGUUCAUUAACUGCGCAAUAUUUUCCCUCCGGUUUUUCAAUCCCUCUCCCUAACCUCCUGUAAUGCAAGUCCAGAUCCCGCUUGCAAGAAUUAUGUGAUGUCACUUUGACCUGACACCCCCCUCCUGAAAAGAGCAUGAAAAGUAAUUGUUAGAAUCAUCACUGUCUUGAGCAUAAACAGAAAAAAUUGCACAGCAAAAUGCCGAUUCAACCUGAAGAACCAUAUUACAUGAAUUUUAGAGAAUGCCGGCUAGAUUAACAAACCACACACCUCCUUUGUGACAUAUCAAAAUUCACUUUUUAGUUUUUUAAAGAAUAACGAAUGAAAGCAUUUUCACUGAUUCUACGUUCUAUAGUAGAAAAACUUUACAGAAAAUUCUAACAGAAAUUAUUCAUCAGCUCGAACCUAUCGACUUCUUUAAUUUGUGCAGAUUAUAUCUCCUUUUCUUAUAUGGCUUACCUAAGCACUUUUUAAAUCUGAGUCCCUCUGGCUAUACAAUGUAAUGUUUGGUUGACCCUCACCCCUCUCCUCCCUUCAUCGCACCGCAGGAACCUUCAGAAUUCCUCUUCUCCCCUAAGUGCAUUACGAGAUUUAUGAACAGCCCCCAAUAGUAAAAACAGUAUUUUUUUUUUCAGUUUUUUUUUUUUGUAUUUAAGAUGUGUCACAGGCAGAGACAUUUAAAGUGUUGUAUACUCAUUUUUUUAAUAUUUUCAGCAGUAUUUAUCCAUUUUAAUUUUUUAACUUUUUAAAUUUAUUUUGUCAAAUACCCUCCAAAGUUCUGAAAACAUUUCAAAAAUGUCACAACUCUAGGCAGUAGUUUAAAGCAUCACACACCUUUUUUUAAUUUUUUACUCGAAAAUAAUGCGGCUAUCUGUUUGCUUUGGAAAGUCACAUCAUAAUAAGCGCAUUAUCUUCUCAUGAAGAAAGGCUGAACUAUGAGCUCGUGUUUAUUCCUCAAUUUUUUUUUUUUUUUCCAAACAGAUAUUUUAAGGUGGGGGUUCACAUCUGAGAAUCAGUGUUUUGCAUGAACUCCUCUUAUUAAUAAACACUAGAUUUAUAACUUGUAUAAGUAUGAUUAAAUGUACAUGGUAUGCAUUAAAAGCUUAUUUUUAUUGUGUAUAAUUCAACUUUAUACUUAUUUUUAUAAAUGUUUAAGUGAAAUGGAAAGAAGUAUACACUUAAAAUAUUUCAAAGGAAA